AUGCUCGCCACCGCCUCCCCGCACCUCCAAGCGGCGGCGCGCCGCCUCUCGCUGGCAGCGCUCCCCGCGCGCCUGCCCCGCUCCGUGCGCCUCCCGCGCAGCAGCACGCGGCACCCCAUCCGCCACGCGUCGCUGCGCGCGUCGUCGUCGGCGGCGGAGGCUACCCCGUCGGCGAAGGACGGGGCUGCUGGCGCCGAGGAGCUAGGGUUCGAGGAGAUGCUGUCCAGGACGACGCGGAGGUACUACAUGCUCGGCGGGAAGGGCGGCGUCGGGAAGACGAGCUGCGCGGCGUCGCUCGCCGUGCGCUUCGCCAACAGCGGCCACCCCACCCUCGUCGUCUCCACCGACCCCGCACACUCCCUCAGCGAUUCCUUUGCGCAGGAUUUGACUGGCGGGGCGCUCGCGCCUGUUGAAGGCACCGAUUCGCCACUGUUUGCGCUCGAGAUAAAUCCUGAGAAGUCCCGUGAGGAGUUUCGGACACUAAAUCAAAAGAAUGGAGGAACGGGGGUAAAAGAUUUCAUGGACGGCAUGGGCCUAGGGAUUCUUGCUGAGCAGCUUGGGGAAUUAAAACUGGGGGAGUUAUUGGACACGCCGCCACCAGGAUUGGAUGAAGCAAUAGCAAUUUCAAAGGUUAUACAAUUUCUCGAAGCACCGGAGUAUAGCAUGUUUAGCCGCAUUGUAUUUGACACUGCUCCUACGGGCCAUACGCUUCGGUUAUUAUCCUUACCAGACUUCUUGGAUGCAUCCAUUGGGAAAAUCUUGAAGCUUAGGAACAAGAUUGCUUCUGCAACAUCAGCUAUUAAAUCAGUCUUUGGACAAGAAGUUCAACAGCAGGAUGCAGCAAACAAAUUGGAGCAACUCAGAGAAAGGAUGGUGAAGGUGCGGGAGCUCUUUCGUGACACUGAAUCGACUGAAUUUAUAAUCGUUACAAUUCCAACGGUCAUGGCAAUCAGUGAAUCCUCAAGAUUACAUUCUUCCUUGCAAAAGGAAAGUGUUCCUGUAAGGAGACUGGUUGUUAACCAAGUUCUUCCACCUUCGUCAUCAGACUGUAAAUUUUGUGCUAUAAAAAGAAAGGAUCAAACACGUGCUUUGGAUAUGAUAAGGAGUGACCCAGAGUUGAUGGGGUUGAACAUAAUGCAAGCACCUCUUGUGGACAUGGAAAUUAGAGGUGUUCCUGCUCUCAAGUUUCUGGGUGAUAUAGUGUGGAAGUGACCUUAGUUUAGGGAAAAUAGGAUAACUCCAGGCACCUACUGGCUAGAUUAUCACUGUUGGCCUGCUAUGCUGUUAAACCUUUAAUCCAAUCGAAGUGUCAGCCUGAGCAGAUCUUGAGAGCUACUGGGUGGAAUGCAACUUAGCAGAUUCCCAUACUAGUAAAUAGCACCAAAUAGGACGGUUUUGCUGCUCUAGCAUAUUUGAUUUCAUAUACUUAACAGUAAGCAAGGACUGGUUGGGUUGCAACAGCAUCAUGCCAAUGCAGUCUGAAUUCCAUGAUGUUUCUUGUUAGGAGCAGCCAGCUGUGGAUUUUCGGAUCCUCAGCAUUGUAAAAACAUGUUUUCCCACUCGCGACAUGUAAAUUUUGUUGAGAUGUGGUAUGAUUUUGCCAA
Molecule: messenger RNA, 1604 nt
Organism: Brachypodium distachyon (stiff brome)
Lineage: Eukaryota; Viridiplantae; Streptophyta; Magnoliopsida; Poales; Poaceae
Product: ATPase ARSA1
Exons: 10
Coding region: 1-1212 (403 amino acids)
Biological process (GO): post-translational protein targeting to endoplasmic reticulum membrane
Cellular component (GO): GET complex
Molecular function (GO): ATP hydrolysis activity; ATP binding
Source: RefSeq, a predicted model, not a curated record